This is a messenger RNA of Misgurnus anguillicaudatus (oriental weatherfish), 2286 nucleotides long. The record is from RefSeq and is a predicted model, not a curated record. NCBI's taxonomy places the organism in Eukaryota, Metazoa, Chordata, Actinopteri, Cypriniformes, Cobitidae.
AUGACCAGUUUUGUUGAUAGGUACAAGAACAGACCACAGAAACAACCACUACUUAAUCUUUGUCUUGCCAGUUUUUGUUCUGAGUACAGAGUUUUGACAAAAUCAGAAGUUUUGUCACAAAAACAAAAUGCAGAAACGGAAGUUAUUAAACUUGAUAAUAACUGUGGUUAUGUGAAACAAAGAACACGUACCGAGCCAGCUGUUGUCAGAUAUCCGAGAUUUUCGCCCACAAAAGAUCCAGAAAAAUACUAUCAUUCACUAUUGCAGCUUUUUCUACCACAUUAUGAUGACUGUCACUUGAAGCCAAGCAACUAUGAGACAUAUGAGGAGUACUACAACAGUGGUGUCAUAAAAACUAAUUCUGGAAUGAAAAAUGUGAAAUUAAUUGUUGAUUGCAACAGAGAAUUGUUUGAAAAGGACUCUGAUAAAUUAGAGUGAGCUAAACAGCUUUUGGAGCAGGAUAUAGAUUUAGAGGAUGCUUGGGCUGCAAUAUGUCCUGAAACUGAAAGAGAACGUCACGAAUGUAUGGAACUGAUGAAGAAUAAAGUAUUGCCUGAUGAAGAUAACACUCAAAACCUUAUUCCAGAUCUUACAGGAAACCAACAAACUAUUUCUACUGUAGAAACAAACCAUACCACACUGCAUAGAAAUGAAGGGUUACAUUUACUGCGAUCCUUAAAUGAGGAACAGUCUGACAUAUUCUAUAAAGUUCGUCAGUGGUGUUUACAAAAAGUACUUGGACAAAACCCUGAACCUAUCAGACUGUUUAUUACUGGUGUAGCAGGCACAGGGAAAAGUCAUUUAAUUAAGGCAAUACACUAUGAGUCUUGCAGACUGUUAUCUCAGCUGUCUGAAAAUCCUGAUGAUGUUACUGUGCUUUUGACAGCUUCGACAGGAGUAGCAGCCUUUAAUGUUGGUGCUUCAACUGUUCAUAAUACAUUUUCAAUUGGUGCAAACGUCAGAUUGCCAUAUCAACCGCUUAGUGAUGACAAAAUAAAUUCUUUACGUAUCAAAAUGGGUAACCUGCAAAUUUUGAUUAUUGAUGAAGUCUCUAUGGUUGACCAUCGUCUGUUGUCAUACAUUCAUGGAAGGCUGCGACAAAUAAAACAAACUGGUGAUUACUCUUUAUUUGGAAAAGUCAGCAUUAUUGCUGUGGGUGAUUUCUAUCAGUUACCACCUGUGAAAGGAACUGCUCUUUAUGCUGAUUCAAAAGGAGUCAACCUAUGGGAAAGCAACUUUGAGCUUGCUGAAUUAACUAAAGUUGUUAGACAGCAAGAUGCAUCUUUUGCUGGAAUGUUAAAUCGCCUGAGAGUGCAUAAGAAAAGUGAAGAUCUUACCACUACUGAUAUUGCUGUGUUGAAAAAAUGUGAAACUGGGGAGAAAUGUAAUGACCUUCACAUAUUUGCUACUAAUAGCGAGGUUGAUAAAUAUAACAUUGAAAGACUACAUGAGUGUUGUCCAGAUGCAAUUAGUAUAAAUGCUCAGGAUUAUAUCAGAAACUCAAAAACUGGAAGAAUGGAACGUAAAGUUGGAUACCACGCUACAGUUUUCAACUCAUGUCUAUCUAAAUGCAUUUCCCUGGGUGUUGGUGCAAGGGUUAUGCUAAAGAAAAAUAUUGAUGUUGCUGACGGUCUUGUCAAUGGAGCUUUUGGUACAGUUGUCCACAUAAGUGAAAGUCAGAAAAAAGGUGAAGAUAAUGAUGAUUUCCCAUCAGCUAUUCAUGUGGAGUUUGAUAAUCCAAUUGUUGGGAAAAUUCAAAGAUGCAAAAAACGUUACAUGCUUUUUCCAAAUUCAACUGUAAUUGAAGUACAAGAAGACCAGGUCACAAAUGCUGGUGGCAUUAGACGGCAAUUUCCACUCAGAUUAGCAUGGGCUUGUACAGUUCACAAAGUACAAGGACUCACGGUAGAUAAAGCUGUCGUUUCACUUAAUAAAAUCUUUACAGCAGGACAAGCAUAUGUUGCUUUAAGCCGUGUAAGGUCUCUUAGUGGAUUAAUCAUUGAGGACUUUAAAGAAUCUGUCAUAUUUUGUAAUUAAAAAAUUGAGUUGUCGUUGAAAGAUAUUACAAAAAUAAAUUUGAAAAAGUACAGUUUAAGUAAAUCCUUUGGUAUGUUUAGAAUAGCACUGCUUAAUGUGCAAAGUCUAAAAGCUCACUUUCAGGAUGUCCUGUCACAUACAGUUCUGAUGAACGCUGAUUGUAUUUGUUUGACAGAAACAUGGCUAAAUGUUAAUGACCAAGAACCACAGAUACCAGGAUAUGUGUUCUCACACAACCCAAGAUCUAAG